ACGCGCACGGUGAAACGAUGCCAGGAAUAAACAAGAAAGAGAGAAACAUUAAUAAUACACGUCAGGAGCUCCGAGCUCCGACUUUCAGUGAACGCACCAGCUAACUACAGGAAGUAAGGAGGUGGUGGUGGUGUGUGUUUUUUUUGUUCAGUCGGUAGCGAGUUGAAGCUAACAACAAUCAGGCUACACUGCAUUACUACAGCCGCCGUGAAGUUAUGGCACGUCGCACCACCGGGAUGAUUCCAUCGGCGACUUGAUUCGCCAAAAUAUGUUGGCUGACAACUUCCCAGUGUCACCGUCGAUUGGAGCAAACGACAUCGCGGACCAAACGUUAGCUAGAGCAACGACAGCAAGCUGAGUAGCAUGCUGGACGUGGGGAAGUGGCCAGUGUUUGCGCUCCUUCCUCCUGAAGAACUACGCCUUAUCCGGCAGGCUUGUGUCUUCGGCAGUGCUGCAAACGAAGCCCUCUAUGUCACAGUUAAUGAUGAGGUCUUUGCGCUUGGCACCAACUGUAGCGGCUGUUUAGGGCUUGGAGAUCUUCAAAGCACUAUUGAGCCGCGCAGGAUUGAUGUCUUGUGUGGGAAGAAGAUUGUGUCUCUAAGCUAUGGAACAGGACCACAUGUGGUUAUCGCCACUGCAGGUGUUCGCAUGGGGUUACAACAACUCAGGCCAAGUCGGUUCGGGGUCCACUGCCAAUCAGCCGACCCCGCGGCGGGUCAGCAGUUGCCUGCAGAACAAAGUGGUGGUUAACGUAGCCUGCGGUCAGCUCUGCUCCAUGGCUGUUCUGGAAAAUGGAGAGAUCUAUGGUUGGGGCUACAACUGCAAUGGACAGCUUGGUCUGGGCAACAAUGGAAAUCAGCAGACACCAUGUAGGAUCGCUGCUCUCCAAGGUGUCAACAUUGUCCAGGUCGCCUGUGGAUAUGCACAUACAUUGGCACUUACAGAUGAGGGGUUUGUUUACGCCUGGGGAGCCAACUCAUAUGGGCAGUUGGGAACAGGAAACAAGAGUAACCAGGCUCUCCCAACUCAAAUAAACACCGACAAGGAGAGGAUGGUGGAGGUGGCUGCAUGUCACACCAGCCACACGUCAGCUGCCAAGACCCAGAGUGGGCAGGUUCUGAUGUGGGGUCAGUGUCGAGGUCAGGCUGUGGCCAGCCCCCACGUCACCCACUUCAGCAGCACAGACGACGUGUUUGCGUGCUUUGCCACACCUGCGGUCACGUGGCAUCUCCUCUCAGUAGAUGGUGACGACUACCUGACCGUGGCCCAGUCUUUGAAGAAGGAGUUUGACAGUCCAGAGAUUUCUGACCUGAAGUUCUUGGUUGAUGGGAAGUGUAUCCAUGUUCACAAAGCCCUGCUGAAAAUCAGGUGCGAGCAUUUCCGCUCGCUGCUGAACGAAACGGAUGAGGACGCCAUAGAAGUCCACCAGUUCUCGUACCUGGUGUACAGAGCCUUUCUGGAGUACCUCUACACAGACACUAUUAACCUGCCACCAGAGGAUGCUAUUGGCCUGCUGGACUUGGCCACGUUCUACCGAGAGACGAGGCUUAAGAGGCUGUGCCAGGAAGCGAUCAAGAGGGGCAUCUCCGAGGAGAACGCCAUCACGCUGCUCUCUGCCGCUGUCAAGUAUGAGGCGCGGGACCUGGAGGAGUUCUGCUUCAAGUUUUGCGUCAACCACCUAACGGCUGUCACGCAGACACAAGCCUUUGCGGACAUGGACCACGACCUGCUCAAGAACUUCAUUAGCAAAGCCAGUCGCUACGGGGCAUUCAAAAACUGACUAGAGUGCCCCCCCCCCCCCCCCCGUAGUGAUGAGCUCACUCAGCUCCUGAGUGAGUCGACCCCAGACCAAAGUAAACACAAGGCUGAUCAGUGCUUCAAAGCCUCGUCGCCGGGGUGUGAACACUGCAGAGGCACACGGUUUAAGGUUUCACCCUCUAGCUGAUGCGUCUGCGUUCCUGCCCUGACCUUGCCCAUGCACAGCGGUUGCUCGGUGGGCGAAUUACUCCACUCCGCUCAGUCACAAGCAGUUGUGCCACACUGGUCGCCUUCUUGUCACCUUUGUUUUUUUUGACCAUAUGCUCGGCCGAUUCGGUAUCUGAUUUGUUCGAUCGAGCUUUUCACCAGACAGAUGCUGUGCAAGGGUUUUUCUCGCAGCGGCAGCAGCAGCAGCAGCAGCCGGCUCAGACAGAAAGACCUGAAAUCACUUGACUGGGUUAAUCAUUACAGUGCCAGGGUUUGGUGUCGAGGUGUACCUAUUGUUUUAGUCACUGCCCCUAUAUCAGGAAGAAGAACAAAGUGGCAUAUGGCUCUGUAGCGCACAUCUCGUCUGAUCGGCGGUGACAGAAAGUGAUCGGAAAAAACAAGCAGGUCAAACACGAGUUGACCUUUCACCAUUGUUCCGCUUUACGUCGAAGCCUCGACGUUUUAGAUUGAGAAGUAGUAUUUUAUGAUGGGGGAACCAGCAAGCUGUUUUACAAACGGAUUUUUUUUUCCUCAACAAUCAAGAGUUUGUAUCUGAUCAAUGACAAUAUCUGUUCUCUUGUUGAAGUCCAUGUAAAAUUUUGCCACUUUGUUUUAUACUGUAGCUCUUCACCUUUGCCAUCCAAACCUAAGGUUUCUGUUUGAUGGAUGUAUUGGCAUUGACAUUUGAUCUGAUAGAAAAACAAAGUCGCAGGCAGUCACACUUUGCGAGAGAUAAGGACAUCCUCCUGCAUGUUUACUUGCGUUCAGAUUAACCCUCUCACUGCAGCUGGAAACACGGUCAGACUUAUACAGGCAUGCCGACGGUCCCUGUGUAGCAUGCCGACGACGUUUGGUAUAUUUACAAAAAUUUGGUUGUCAUUGCGGGGUUUUUUUAAUCGUUAAUAUGUUGGCAGCACACUUCUGUUUCUUUUUACAAGUGUGUCGUUGUGUCUCUCCCCUGGUAGUGGCCUCUGGCGAUUAAAUACUGCUAGGUUACUGUUAAAUGCCAACUGCGACUAUACUGAAUAGAGUCUUUAUAUUAUAGGGCCACAAGGUCUAUUAAAUGUAGUUCCCAGAUAAUUCCACAUUAAAUUCCUUUAUCCGUCCAAAUAGAAUGUAAUAAAAUGCAUUUACUUUAACAAGCUAAUCAUUUUUAUUUGCUUUUUUUUUUUUACGUUUUGAUAAUAACUAAAAAAAAGCCUGUUUUGUAUGAAAGAUCCUGUACACUGCUGACAGCGUAACUUAUGGCAACAUUAUAUAUCUAAAAUUGAUUAAAAAUGAAUAACUGCA
Scophthalmus maximus (turbot) is the source of this 3255-nucleotide messenger RNA. It is a transcript of the gene rcbtb2, whose product is annotated as regulator of chromosome condensation (RCC1) and BTB (POZ) domain containing protein 2. The transcript is spliced from 11 exons. Gene Ontology annotation, molecular function: protein binding. The coding region runs from base 605 to 1780 and encodes 391 amino acids. The record is from RefSeq and is a predicted model, not a curated record. Lineage: Eukaryota; Metazoa; Chordata; Actinopteri; Pleuronectiformes; Scophthalmidae.